Messenger RNA from Prunus armeniaca (apricot), 273 nucleotides. The record is from the annotation of a GenBank genome assembly. NCBI's taxonomy places the organism in Eukaryota, Viridiplantae, Streptophyta, Magnoliopsida, Rosales, Rosaceae.
AUGGUCAAAAAUAAUAAUAAUGCGCAUCCAGGGAAUCGAACCCUGGUCAGUACCGUGGGAGGGUACUAUGAUACCACUACACCAGAUGCGCUUCUUGCCAUUCAAAGUGAAACAAUCAUAUUAAACUUAACUUUUGAGUCGAUCUACUUCCCUCCCCGCCGCUCCUUUACUCAUUCUUCUCGUCUCGUCUCUCUCUCUCUCUCUCUCUCAAUCCAAGUCUCCAACUGGCAACGAGGACGCCAAUCGCCAGAGCUGGAUGAGUUGAUAGAAUAA